Molecule: messenger RNA, 953 nt
Organism: Diabrotica balteata
Lineage: Eukaryota; Metazoa; Arthropoda; Insecta; Coleoptera; Chrysomelidae
Source: the annotation of a GenBank genome assembly
GGCAACGUAUGUAUACGAACCUCAAAUAAUUAAAUGACAGUUUUCAAAUGGAUCGUAUUCGGAAAAUAAGUGCUAUCGAUAUAAUUAAAGAAGUAGAAAAACAUCCUAUUAUUUACGAUUUCAAAUAUCUUCCACCUUGUGAUCAGCUGAUAUCUGAGAAAAAGAAAAAGACAUGGGAAAUUAUUGCUGAAAAUUUACAUGGGAAGAGAUGGGAAAUUGCAGGUGAAGUUGAGCGAGAAAAUAUAGCAAAAGAGAUACAGUUUAAAUGGAAAAAUGUUAAGGAUAAUUUCAUGAAGACAUUGCGAAAGGAAAAGGAGGAUGAAGAUAAUGGAAUAUUAGCUACUAAGAAAAAGAAGUAUAUUUACUAUGAUUUGUUAAGUUUUUUACGUCCAUUUGUAUUUUCUCCAAGAAAAACAAGCGAGGAUAUGGAGUUAGGAGGAAAAAAUGCCUCAAAUAUUAUAUACAUCAAUGAAACAAAAGAGCAGCCCGAAGGAGACUCCAAUUUCCAAACCUCUCCACAAAUUGCUCCCAAACCAAUAAAAGUCCAAACUCCCAUUACUCCAAUGCCCACUUUCGGCACCUACAACCUGUUCAACUUAUCCAACUUCAACCAAAUACACUUCCACAGGGCGCAAAAGAAUCCACAGACGAAUCGGCCACACGAAAGCUAACGGAAGUUCUUGAAAACAUGUUACAGGCUCAAGCAGAGGAGAGGAGCGACGAUUCGAUGGGAAACAAAAAAUUUCUGAUGUCUCUUUUACCGUUUAUGAGAAAAUUACCCGAUGAUGUUAACUUGGAAGUUAGGUUGCAGUUGAUGAGUGUUCUGUUAAGUUAUGGAGGUAAAGAUCUUAUUGUGGGAUGAUGUGCUACAUUGAGUAAAAUUGGCAUGCCAUUUUGUAUAUACCGUGUUCAAUUUGUAAUUUAUCGUUUUAAUAAAAUAAGUUAUAUAUGAA